CUUUUUUCUCAUAAAGUUAUCUUCUAACUAUAUGCAAUCCAAAUAGAUAGCCUUUUCCACUUCUUCCUUUUGCCUUUGCUUCUAUUUUUACAUCUUUUUUCUUGAGAUGGAUUUAGAAAUUCCUAUUAGCUCACAAGCUUUGACAAGCAUAGAUGAAUUUGAAGACUUAGAAUUAGUGACACAAUUUGAUGAAAACACACUAAGAGAACUACUUGAAGAAGAACCAAAUUAUGAUAUCCAAGAAGACAUAGUAGAUUGUGUAAUACAACCAAUGGUGAUUGAAAUGGCCCCAAAUGACACGAAUAUCGAGGAGGGGGAGCUUAUCGAUGAUUUCGAGUGGCUAGAAAUGAUGGAGUUGUCACAUACAGAUACAACUGCUUGCCCAGAGGGAGUAAAUGAGAUUUUUGAUGUGGGAGAAUUUGCCUUUGAUUUUUCUCAUUUUUGUAGUGCAGUUCCAUUGGAAGAAAUAGGGUAUGAUGUCUUGUGGCAAGACAGUUCCUAGUAUUAAUCCUAGGAUAUGUUCAUGUCUUGAGUUUCUAGCUAAGACAUGUCUGAAACAUUGUAGUGUUAAUGUUUUAAUUUGAUGAUAACAUGCUUGAAAUUAUUGUGUUAUGAAAUUUCAUAGCCAUUAAUUAUCACUCUCUUACUCUA
Messenger RNA from Nicotiana attenuata, 651 nucleotides. RefSeq lists its product as uncharacterized. The transcript has a single exon. The record is from RefSeq and is a predicted model, not a curated record. Bases 107 to 502 code for a protein of 131 amino acids. NCBI's taxonomy places the organism in Eukaryota, Viridiplantae, Streptophyta, Magnoliopsida, Solanales, Solanaceae.